GGGCUAAGGAAGCGCAGACAGCCCCGCUUAAACAUUAUUGGUAGCCCGAGCGUGAGUGACAGAAGCAGUAUCGAGGCCUGCGUCCCUUUGGCGAGGCCUCGAGGUCGCCUGAGGGAGCCUCCGGCGAGCCCGCAGCCAUGAGCGGGUCCUUCUGCCGGCUGCCCGCAGCCCUGCGGCGGUGGCGCGACGUGCGGCCCACGACACUCUUGGCUCGGCCGCUGAGCCAGGCCGGCCCCGGAGGCGGCGGAGCGGAGGGCGGUGAGGGCGUCGCUGCGGCCGCCGGGUCGAAGGAGGCGGUGGGGCGCCUGGUGCGCGCUCACCCGGUGGUGGUGUUUAUGAAGGGCAGCCCCGCGCAGCCCCAGUGCGGCUUCAGCAACGCUGUGGUGCAGAUCCUGCGCCUGCACGGCGUCAGCGACUACCGCGCCUACGACGUCCUGCAGGACCCCGGCCUGCGCCAAGGAAUCAAAAACUAUUCAAACUGGCCUACUAUUCCCCAGGUCUUCCUGAAUGGUGAAUUUGUAGGGGGCUGUGAUAUACUUCUUCAGAUGCAUCAAAGCGGCGACCUAGUGGAGGAGCUUAAGAAAUUAGGAAUUCGCUCUGCACUUCUGGAUUCGGAGAACAACCAUGAAAAAAAAUAAGCAAGUGACUGCUUUGACUUUGACAAAGACAACUUUUUACAAUUUGGUACCAGAAAAGCCUUAUGCGAUUUAGCUCACAAAGGCAACUUUUUGAACUAACAAUGAGGUUUAUAUCAUUAAGCAUUAUGUUACCCAUGUUACAGUACAAUAGACUUGAUAUGUGGCUAUUCUGUCUUGAAUUUUUUUAAGCAUAGCUCUGUAAAUCAAAUGUUUUACAAUCAAAGUAAAUAAGUAGUUCACUUCUAUUUUUAAUGAUUUUGUGUGCAUUUUGCUGGAGUCACCAAAAAGUGGAACUUCUUUUUCUAAGGUGCUUCCAUACUAGCUGUUUAUACUCCAGAAUUGUUACUCUUAUUUACUCACUUUACAGUAUCAUUAAGUUUUUGCUGUGCUUUCACUGUGGUUAUUUCAUAUUUCCCCUUGCUGCAUGAAGUCUGACUUUAAAAGAAGAAAGAGCAAUGCUAGUUCCACAGGUGCAGAUGGCCUAGCACUUCUCUUCCAUUUUGAGAUGUGUAGUGGCUAUUUUUAAAUUGGUGCUAAUGCACUGUGAUGAAAUUGCAUGGAUUGAAAAUAAACAAUAAGGAAAGGAAAAGACAAGCAUUUAAGGAUGGUGGGCGGGAAUAAGUAACUAUUUCCUGAAGCACCUGAUGAGCGAGAAUGAAACAAUUUGAAGAAGUAAUCAAAUAAAUUUAAAGUGGCUGCUUUGGAAUUUACAUCAGGCAUAGGUUGAAUUAGGCAAGUUCAAGGUCAUUUGUUACCUGCCUACUGUUCUUUCACCAGCAGAAACUUACAAAGAUUUCUCCCAACACAUAUGCCCCCGAAUCCCAACAAUGCUAACAAUAGGAAUAAACUCCAUUUAAACUCAGUGGGAUUUACUUCUAAGCAAAUAUUUGAAAGGUCAUUGCUGCUACUGUUUGUUUCUUCUCCCAUUGCUAGGGUUGUUGAACAAAAAUAACAAAAAGCAGGGUUGUUUUUAAAAGUUCCUUAAAGGGCAUCUAAGUAAUCAGACAGUUGCUCUUUAAAAAACACUAUAAUGCAAUGAAACUGCUUUUAAAAAUUCCACUGAGGAAUUAUUAAUGAACAGUUUCCUGGAUGUGAAUUGUACUCUUCUGCACUGGUGCAGCUAUGUAACAUCCAAGAGUGUGAACAUAGCUUAGUGGAGCGUAUAUGUGGAAAAGGCACAAUAAUCCCUGCAGUGUGGGAAAUCUCUUGCAAGUCUGCUCAUAACUAACACUAUGUGAAGCAGUGAUUGGGUAGGUCUAGGAGCUGUGCAUCUGGAAGCAUCCUUGGAUCAUCUUCCUAUCUUGCAAAUUGUGUUCGAGGCACAGUGUGAGUUUCCUUUGCUUCUCAGUGAAAAAUGAAGGAAGUUGAUGCCUUCAUUUUAUUUGUGUAGGGUUUAGGAACCUAAUCAGCCUAUAUUUAGGGACACAUAUUAAGAGUAAAUACUUUAAAAUGUUAUUUCUUAGCUUGAAAACAAAUACCACAGUAGUCAUGAUUACUGUUUCCAAAGUCAAUAAGUGGGUUUGGGGGGAAAGCCAGAAGUUUGGGUUAAAAGCCAAGAAGUAACUUCUACCUCUGCCCAAAAGACUGUCUCAAUUAAUAGAAAGUCUAUAAUCAGUGCUUUAAUAUAUUUAAACUUAAUUUUGUGGCUCCAAAUGGAAAAUGUGCAGUUUUGGUAUCAGACAUAGUUUAUUGCCAGUGUCCAUUUUUCUAUAAGUGCACAAACCCCUUGGAACCAAUAAUUGUUAUGCAUGGACAUGUGUUUUCAAAACCUGCAGUGAUUUGUGCUUCACUGAAAUAUAUUUUCUAUCCAGUUGAAUGAGGAAAUAAAUCUGUUUCAUGUUAGACUGAAAAAUGUAGACAGCAUAAUAUUUGUUGGAAUGUUUUUUUAAAAAACUCCAUAUAUCAAGCUCCCUUAAUGUUUCUGUUUCUAGGCACAAAAAUAUAUUCAUUAAAAGCUUAUACAUUGUUUUGUGCAGCUACAGUAGUAGUAAAAUAAGUAAAAGAAAGUUAAAAAAACUUUUUUAAAUAGGUGAGCAGUUUAUACCACUGGAUACAAGUAAAUAAUCUGAGAGAUUUGUCUAUUAUUGGUCUGUGAUUAUUUCAAGUUUCCUUUUGAGGUAAAUGGCCUAGAACAUGAAUUUUAAAAUCCUGUCUCUUCA
This is a messenger RNA of Zootoca vivipara (common lizard), 2797 nucleotides long. RefSeq names its product glutaredoxin 5 (gene GLRX5). Gene Ontology annotation, cellular component: mitochondrial matrix. The record is from RefSeq and is a predicted model, not a curated record. NCBI's taxonomy places the organism in Eukaryota, Metazoa, Chordata, Lepidosauria, Squamata, Lacertidae.